Microplitis demolitor is the source of this 9561-nucleotide messenger RNA. It is a transcript of the gene Gdap2, whose product is annotated as protein GDAP2 homolog. NCBI's taxonomy places the organism in Eukaryota, Metazoa, Arthropoda, Insecta, Hymenoptera, Braconidae. The record is from RefSeq and is a predicted model, not a curated record. The transcript is spliced from 11 exons. Bases 401 to 1930 code for a protein of 509 amino acids.
UGAACUGAUGAAGUAGUAAAAAAUGUGCUGGUGAAAUAUAUAAGUAAAUGUAUGUUGCGUAUAUAAAUAAUAAGGUAUGGAAAAAAAUGAAACAAAACUCGACAGUACAUAAAAUAACAGUCUGAUGUGUAUGACACACAACUGCGUUGUCAGACCGGAUUCUAGUAUCGUAGAUGUUGAAAUUUCUCUACCUGUAAUUGGACAGUAUUUUUAUACCAUUACAACAAUUUUACUGUCAAUAAAAAUUAAACCACCGAGGAUAAGAUAAUGAGUAAUAGAUCUCAGAUAUCAUACAUAAAUAAUCUAUCAGUUGAUUGAUAAAUUCAAUUACUGAUAAAUCAUUCAUUUUAAAAACCAUUAUUUUUAAUUAUAAACGUCAAAUUUCAUUGAACAAAACUUGAUGAAGCUGAUGGAACCCCUGGGUAUUGCCCCCGAAACCGUAGAAUUACGUACGUUAACACGAUGGUCAGAGGUACCAGUCCAACAUCGUUAUACAGAUUAUUCAAAUUCAUUGGGAGAAGAAGCAAAUCAUUUUACGGAUUCUCCUUUUUCCUGUCAAAAUUCAAUAAACCGCAAGAUUGCAUUAUGGACUGGUGAUAUAUCAGUGUUACAAGUUGAUGCGGUGGUAAAUCCUACCAAUGAAACUAUGAAUGACAAUAGUCCUACGUGCCAAAAAAUAUUUUCACGAGCUGGCCCAGCGCUUAAUAUUGAAAUUGAUAAUGACAUUAAAGAAUGUAAAACGGGUGAAGUAAGAGUUAGUCAAGCUCAUAAUUUACCUGCGCGUUAUAUUAUUCAUACAGUUGGGCCAAUUUAUCAUGUAAAAUAUCAAACUGCAGCUCAAAAUACCCUUCAUUGUUGUUAUAGAAAUGUUUUGCAAAAAGCUAGAGAAAUGGGACUGCGUACAAUUGCAUUACCUGUGAUUAAUUCAGUUCGUCGUAACUAUCCACCCGAUGCCGGAGCACAUGUUGCACUUCGUACAAUACGUCGUUUUUUAGAACAAUAUAAUGAUUCAAUUGUCUGCAUUGUUCUUGUUCUUGAGCCUUGUGAUCUGGGUAUUUACCAAAUUCUUCUGCCACUUUAUUUCCCGCGUAAUUAUGAAGAACAAGAUAAUGCUUGUUGGCAAUUACCAAGUGAUAUUGGAGGUCCCGAUGGUGAACCAUUAUUGCCUGAUCGACAAAUUCGUAUAAUAGAUAAUCCUCAACAUACACUCCACAGUGAUGAAACUAUUGAAUUGUCGAGUCAGCUGGAUACAUCAUUGAGUCUUGGUGAGCAUGCAUUUACCCAGAUGCACGGAGAUUUAGAUAGACAAAGGCUUCUUGGAGAACGACCACUUACUGAUCCUAUUGCUGAUAUUAUGAUCAAGCAGAUGCAGCAAAAAGAAAGGUAUGAAAGAUUGCUGAGACGAGCAAAAACGGAAGAUCUAACGGAAGUCUCAGGGAUUGGGUGCCUUUAUCAGAGUGGUGUUGAUCGACAAGGAAGGCCAGUUGUCAUUUUUGUUGGUAAAUGGUUUCCAGCAACAAAAAUAAAUUUAGAUAAGGCCUUACUAUAUUUGAUACAGCUUUUAGAUCCCAUUGUCAAAGGUGACUACGUCAUAGCCUACUUUCAUACUCUUACAACCAAUAACAAUUACCCCAGUUUUCGUUGGUUACGUGAAGUAUACGAUGUGCUUCCUUACAAAUAUAAAAAAAAUCUAAAACAUUUCUACAUCAUCCAUCCUACUUUUUGGACCAAGAUGAUGACCUGGUGGUUUACAACAUUCAUGGCACCAGCAAUUAAACAAAAAGUUCACAAUUUACCUGGUGUUGAAUAUUUAUACGAAGUAAUGUCUCCAGAUCAAUUGGAAAUUCCGGCUUACAUUACGGAAUACGAUAUGACGAUCAACGGUAUGAGGUAUUAUCAACCCAAUCAAUCUCCAGAUUCAUUAACGUAAUUACAAGACAUCAGUGUGCAUUUUUUUCUUUAAUUCAUCAAAAAGAAAAAAAAACAAAUUGGCUGUUUGUAUAUCGUCGCCUUUGCACACGCUAGCCUUACCCCCAGUUAUUUGUUUAAUAGAUAAAUACUGGGAAUUCUUUGCCCAAAUGAAAAAGUAUAACGAUCGUAAAAAAGAGUGUGAGCUCAAAAAAUAGUAGUUUGAUAAAAAAGGAAAAUUAUAUAUAUAUACAUAUAUAUACAUCAGGAUGGGCUAAAAAAAAAACUAAUUUGUUUUCUUUAGUUACUAUCAAAAUAUCAUUCAAAAUGGCUCAUUGUACAGAUAAGCUCAGGAUAUAUUUUUGUAGGGAAUUGAAUGUUCUACAAAAAAAGUCUCUUAUCAUUUUUUGAUAAAUCUAUGCGUUCAAAAGUUAUUAGAAUUCGAAGUCAAAUUUAUAGUAAAUUUUGAGAUAUUUUUACUUUUCCAGCGAAACUAUCAGACCUAUCACAAAAUGUCAUAAGACCUUUUUUGUAGACAAUUUUAUUCCCUACAAAUUAUUUCUCAUAAAGUUUUUCCGAAUUCCAUAUUGUUUUAGAGUUAUUUGCAUUUUAAUGUCAAGCUCUUUAAACCGAUCAAAACUCUACUUUUUUGAAGAGCUUUAGAGAAAAAAAAUUAGUUCUUUUUUUUUUUGCUCACCCCAAUAUAUAUUAGGGUGAUCGUUAAAAAUUAAAUUUUCUCAGGCCCAUAAAAAGCUUCUUCUUAGUGAAGAAAUAAGUGGGGAAUUUUUUUAUUUUUCGAUACAGGCGCAGUUUUUUAAAAAUAUCUCAUGAAAUAUGCAGAUUAGAGGAAAAAAUCAUAGGAACAAUUUUGUAAGGAAUUAAAUUCUUGACAAAAGAGGUGAUAUUCAUUUUUUUAUAAAAUGUGUAUUUAUGAAGAUAUUUUUAAAAAAUUUUUUUAGAUCUGAUGAAUUGUGCGUUAUAAGGAUUACAUAUAUUGAAAAUAAUAUUUUUCUAAGUUUAUAGAAACUCUAACAAGCAUUAAUAUUAAUGUUAUGAGUUACAUUGUCUAUAUUUAAGAAAAAACGUUAUUUUCAACAUUCGUAAUCUUUUAAGGAGGUUCGACGGACACUAGUGAGUCGAAGUAGUGUUUGAAUUUUUUUGUUUGCUAAAUUCUCCUAGUAGUUAUGAAAAUUCAUUAUUUUAAUUUAUAAUAACAUAACAAAUUCAUAAAUUAAUAUUUAUUACUUAUCUAAUUAUAAAAAUUAAUGAAAUGACCUUAUUAUUUUUGACUCAUAUAAUUUGAUAAAAAGAUUUGGCAACAGCGCGUUCUAAGUUCUUACACAUCGAUAUUCAAAUUAAAGUGGGAAAAAUUUAUUUUGAAUCUUGUCUUUCUUAUUAAUGUAUUUCUAUCUUUGUUUUUUCUCUCAGCUGCUUCCGCUACGUUGCCAAACCCUCAAUAAUAUGUAUCUCUGUCGAUGAACGAGAUUAAAUAAUAAAGCUUAACUGGAAUAAUUUAAAUAAUUACAACGGUAACACUAUAUUGUUAAAAUCUUAUCAUAUUCCAAAAAUAUUAAAGUUUAUGCAUGGAAUGAAUUUUCGUAUGAAUAUUGCCAUGUUAUUUAUUAUAAAAAUUACUCUAAAUUGAGUAAUCUCGGGCCAUUACGACUUUUUACUUUUGAAUUAUGAAAUUUUACUUUUUCAGUGAGUAAAAAUCAAUCAGAUUAAUUUUUACUCAUACUUAAGAAUAAAAAUGACACCUAGCGGCUGUCUAAAUAAAUUCUCUCUAGUUCAAUUUUUACUCGUCGGUUAUGAUAAAAAGUUGAUGAUUCAAUUUAUAAAAUUUAUAUUGAAUUACAAUAAAAAUUACAAUGAAUAGGCUGAAAUUUCUAUAAGAAAUUCAAAAACCAUCUAAUUGCCUUAGAAUAUGAAUUAAUAUAAAUAUUUUUAAAAAGAAUAAAAAAAAAAUUACUCGUAUUGUGUUGAAAAAGAAAAGAUACAAAUUUUUUUUUAAUUUUAAAAUAAAUAUUAAGUUAUAGAGAGAUACAGAGAUCGUCUUUUUUUCCAAGCCUACGUUUGUGUGCGUAACAUGUCCGUUGUCGCGAGCAAAAUAAAAGACAUUUAAUCGAAGCUAAUAUUAAUCGAAGAUUAACGGAGACUACUGAAAUAUUACUCGACAGUUUAGAGUAAAAAUUACUUCCAUAGAUUAGAAAAUUUAUUCGAGUUAGAAGCAGUUUUUCAUCAAAAAAUUGAUGGGUUUAAAAGAAUAGUGUAUUGGGGAGUAAAAAUUAAUCGCAUGGAGUAAAACUUAAUAGAUUAAGAUGAGAUAUUCGCAAUAGUCGAUUAAUUAUGACUUUUAAAAAAUUACUUAAUAAUAGAGUAAAACAUACUCUAGCAAUGUUAAUAUUUAAACAAAAAAUUUUAAUUUAAAACAAAAAAUACCAAUUUUUUGCAAUAGUCCAGGAUUACUUGAAGUUAUAGAGUAAUUUUUAUCAAAAAAUUCUUUCCGUGUGGCAUGUGGUUUUUUAUUUCUUAAAUUUGGGAGGUUAAUAAUGAAAAUAAUCGAACAAGUCAUGACGGGAGCUUGUCCGCCGUAAGAGCCUGUGUAUAAGAACUUUAAAAAUGUCAUUUUUAAAUCUUUUUUUCUAAAAAACUAGACGGUGGACCAUAUUCAAAUUUAGAGAAUACAUAGAUAAAGAAUAGAGAAUACAUAGAUAAAGUACUUCUUUACAUGUAUACUAAGUUUCAAAUCUUAAAGUUAGAAAAUCUUUUUUACACUAGAUUCGGUCAAACCUCCUUAAAUGCUCAAUUAAUAAAAUUCAAAAGUUUUUUGAAAAAAUCUUCACAAAUACACAAUUUACAAAAAAAAAUGAACAUGAACUUUUUCGUCAAGAAUUUAAUUUCCUACAAAAUUGUUCCUAUGAUUUUUUCCUCUAAUCUGUAUAUUUCAUGAGAUAUUUUUAAAAAACCGCGACUGUAUCGAAAAAUAAACUCUGAUCGUCCUUCAACACGUGUUCUUUUUACUUGAAAAGAAAAAACCAAAUUCCCCAUGUAUUUUUUCACUAAAAAAAAGCUUUUUAUAGUGCGCCUGAGAUAAUUUAAUUUUUAAUGACCACCCUAACAUACAUUUAUGUAUAAAAAAAAAAAUGAGUUAUGUACAAUAGAUUAUCGAAAACCGAAAGCAGUUAAAUAUGAAAAAAGUGUGAAAUUUUUAACCAAUAUAUGACGAAAAUAAUAUACUUACAACUGUAGAACAAAAAAAAACGAAAUAACUGCCAAGCAACAUCAGAAAUCAGUAUUUAUAGCAUCGCGCGAAACCUUUUAUUAUUUUUGAAUUAGAAUAAUUAUAAAUAAUUCCGAUGUUAAUUUAAAAUAUAAGUUUGAAAUAUAAAUUAGAUCCGAAAGUAGUAAGCGUGCGUAUUAAAUGAUCGCUAAAUCUUAACCGCGAUAAAUUUUGUCAAAUAGAUUUUAUUGAGAAAGUGAACAAUAAAAAUAAUAAAUAUUUUAAUAUUUAAUUUUAUGUCGUAACUAUCUUAUUUUAUUAUCGUUAAUAUUUUUAUAAAAAUUGAAUAUUAAAAUAUUUAUUUAUUUAAAUUUAUGAGAUUGAUGGUAUAAAUCAUAGUUAUUAGGUUGUUAGACAGUUGAUAAUAAGUUUAAAAAUCCUGAAGUGGUUGUUGUUAUAGAAUCAAAUACAAUUUAUUGUAAAUUAUUACUAUUUUACUAAUUGACCUUUGCUAAUAAUAGUAUAUAUGUUAAAUCUUGCACGCAUUAUAUAUGAUAAUGAUAAAAAAAAAAUAAUGAACCCUGAGAGGAUUUGUAAAAACUGGCUUGAAUGUUUACGUGACUAUAUGUGCUAUUAUUAUUAUUAUUAAUAGUGUUAUCAUUACAAUAAUUAUUUUAUAUUUUGAGUGAGAGUUAAUCCGAGUUUAUUAAAAAUGAAAUGAUUACUAGGCUUAAUUAAUUAGUAUAUUAUUGAAGCAAUAAGAUGUAAAGAGCUUGAGCUAUUCUUUAAUUUUAGACGCCGCGUCGUUGUUGACAAUUUUUGACGGAAAAAAAACUAUACAUACAAAAAAAAAUUAUUAAAAUUUAAAGUUAAUUAAUACUGUUUUCACUUUAAUGGGUUGAUUAAAGGAUUUAAUUUAUUAAAGUAAUCAAUUAUUAUUAAGAAAAUUAAUUAUUUAAUUUAGUACGACAGAUAUAAAUAUUAAUGAUUAAAAAUAUACAUUUAAUUUUAUUUUUUUAUAUAUUAUGACUAAUUUUCCUUUUUUUUUUUUUAUAAAUAUUUUUUUUAUGUAGGAUUUAUCGGUAAUUAUUGUUUGUUCCGCUGGGUAUUUGAUAGUUGUUUAAGCCCGUAAACGGUACUAGGAUACUUAAUAUAUUGAAAUAAAAACAUAAAUUAUUUUUUAUCAAAGGAUAGGGUAGAAGUCCCAUUUGUGGCCACUGUUCCAUUUUUGAACAUUUAAUACUUUAUUUUAAUUAAUGAAAAAGUAUUCAAAAAAAAUGCUAUUGUAAUAGUAAGAUUAAAGUAUUUUUUAAAACAUUAGUUAUGUCAUUGCGUAUUUUACGAUUUAUUUUGUUUAAAUUUUUUAAGUGCCCAAAAACGGUACUUCUAUCCUAUUGCGUGGCAAAGAAUGGAACAAAAUAAUUAUAGACGAGAGUAAAGUUGAUUGUCCGAUUAAAUAGCAAGGGAUGACAUCACCUGUAGUCUGCAAUCGUGUUUUAUCCUGUGCCUCGCACUAUAUUUUACAUAUUACCUGCAUUGAUACUGCGAGUUCUAGUGCCUGACGGUAAAAAAAAUGAGUGUGAAUGUAACAGAUAUCAAACAAAUUUAAAAUUAUAAAUAAUUUUAAAAAAUAAAAUUAAAAACAAAUGCGCAUUUAAAAAAUCAAUACAUGCAUUUUUUUUAUUAUUUCGAAUUUUAAAUUUGUCUGAUGUCUGCUACAUUCACACUCAUUAAAAAACGGCUGAUUUCUUAUCAAUAGUGAGGCAAAAAUGCCGUUUUUUUUAAUAUGCAAAUUUAAGUGAAUGAAAAAAAAUAGACUUUUAUUUAUUGAAAAAAUUUUUUUUAUUGGAAUUCAUAUUUUUUUUUAUUUUCGAACACAAUAAUUUGGUUGGUUAUUAGAGUUACAUAAAGGUUUACAAUAAACAAAUGUGAUAAUAACAGGAAUAAAAUGAUGUAAGAAACUAUUCCCUAGGAAAGAAAUUUAGUAAUUUUUACCCGUCGCAUUAGCCUGAAAUUGAAUAGUUUCGACUGGCAAAACAGGCAUUCAAACUCGCAGUUUCAGGGCCAGUUUUUCAGUUUGAAAUUUUUUUAAAUCUAGUUUUUCAAACCGGGUUUAUUUUUAGUCAGGUUUAAAUUAAUAUUGCUAGUAUAUCUAUUAGGGUGGCCCAAAAGAACCGACUAUUUUUUUUUUUCGAGUCUCUUAUGGAAAUUUGUUGGUUUACGAUGUUUUAAGAAGCCUCUCCAAAAAUCAGAUAAAAAAUUUUCGAGAGGUCGCUCACGAAUUUUGAAAAUAUCAAAAAUUAUUGAAAUUCGGAUUUUUUACUUAUAAAUUUUUUCUUUCUCACGGCAGCAGUAGUUUGUAUUUGUAAAAUCAUGUCUAUGUUGAAACUUUGAGCCCAAAAUUUAAAUAUUUAAACGGCACUCAAGAAUUUUGAAUAUUAACUGAUAAUAUGUGACUAAUACUUUGAAUUAGUUUUUGUAUUUUUUUAUAACUUAAUUAUUGUCAUUUCACUAAAAUAUAACUUUUGCAUAACCAAAAAUAUACAGGGCAGUCUUAAAUAAUAAAAUUUGCUAAGUUUUGAAUAAGCGAAAAAACCUAAAAAUUAAAUUAAAAAAUAAAAAAGUAUGUAAAUAACUUAUUAUUUCUAUUUCCGCACAGUGAGAAAUUUUGUGUUGAAUUCAACACAAAUCGUGUGUUGCAAACGGUCUACACAAAUUUUUGUGUUAAAUAGAAUUAAAUACAUAAAAUCUGUUCUUUUGACAGAAAAUUUGUGUUCAUUUAACAGAACAUUUGUGUAAAUUUAACACAUUUUUCGUGUUAAAAUCAACUAAUAAACAUAAGCACUUAACCUAACCAACUCGAGUAUACUGAUUCUUAGUAGAACUUAUGUCAAUUUAGCGAACAAUUGAUCCAGUUUAAAAAGAUAUGAAAGUUAUCUAAAUUUAAUUGUAAAAUAUAUAUAUUAAAAUGUAAAUAAAUUAUAAUCCAAAUUUCCCUGCAAACAAUGCUGCUACAAUGCUUUGCUUGGUUAUAGUAAUGAAGAAUUGCGCGGGAAUGUUUAGUCAAACAACACAAAUUUCGUGUCAAUUUUUGAAUAACACAAGAAAUGUGUUACAUUCCAGAUUUUUUAAUCAUUUAACAAAAAAAAUCUGUUAAAGUAAAAUAACACAAUUGGUUUGUGUUGAAUUAACAGAUUUCUGUGUUAAAAAUCAACACAAAAAAUUUAACCAAAUAAUUUUUUAACACAAAUACACAAAAUUUCUAACCAUGCGAGUUAUAUUUCCAUUCAUUGUCAUGUUAAUUGAUGGUAAAAAAAAUCGAGAAGCUUGAUUAUCAAUAUUCUCGGGUCGCUCGAAAACGUUCAAAAGACAACACUCGGAAACAUUCAAAAUUCUUGAGCGAGGUUUAAAUAUUUAAAUUUUGAUCUUAUAUUUUCAGCGUAGUUAUGAUUUCACAAAUAUAAACUAUUGCUGCUACGAGAAAGAAAAAAAUUAGAAAUAAAAAUUCAAAUUUCGAUCAUUUUUGAUAUUUUAAAAAUUCGUUAGCAACUUCUUGAAAAUUCUUUAUCGUCGGUUUUUGGAGAGGCUUCUUAAAAGAUCGUAAACCAACAAAUUUUCAUAAGAGACUCGAAAAAAAAAAAUAGUCGGUUUUUUUGGACCACCCUAAUAUGUAUAUUAAUAGUAUAUAGAUAUAACAGCAAUAAUUUCAACCCGGAUUAAAAAUAAACCCAGUUUGGAACUGGACCUUAAUCGGAUUAAAAAAUCUCAGAUUGUAAAACUGGUCCGCAAUGCAGGUGGUGUAGAAAUUACAUUACUUAAAUAUAAUUAUGUUGGUGAGUUGUCGAUUGUUUAAGAUGUGGAAGUAUAAAAUGUAUGGAAAAAAAAUAGACAUCACUAAAUAAUUAAAAGAUGAAGAUUUUUGAAUGAAUAUUUUAAAUAAAAUGUUUGUAAUUUAUAGUGGAUUGUUGACUAAAGAAUACCUUAAAAAGAUGGACAAUCAUUGUCAUGUACGUCGUAGAUUAAUGGAUUUAAUGUUAUAAUUAAUAUACUGUCAAAUAUUUAUUUAUCUUUUUUCGGCAAAAUUUUACGCUUAAUUAAAAUAAUUAACACAAUUUUGUGAUCUCCAUAUAAAUUAGUCAAUAAGCCGAUCGGCGACACGUCAAGAAAAACCCCGUAGUGAAUAAAUUUAUAAAUUUUAGUUUUUGUUCAGAUGUUAAUAAAAAUUAAAUGAUGAGUUGACUAUAAAUGACGGACAAUCCAUUAAAUGUUUAUGAUCUACGUUUAUUUAAAAUAAUUAAUGAUCAUCACUUACUUUGUAAUUUACUUACUAGUAUUUUAAACUUAUUUUUUAUUUAUUUGAUAAAAAAAAGAGAAUAUGUUAAAAAUAUUGAAGUUUGUUAUUUAAUUAAAAAAAAUUUUUUAUUAAAAAUUUA